AUGUCACUCGUAGCCACGACUUGUGCCCGCUCUGCUCUUCGACGCGUCCGGCUUUCGGGCUGGAAGCGCUCAUUGUCGACCAUAGAACUAGACGACCGGCGAAAACGGGUUGUCGUGCUAGGAGCAGGAUGGGCUGCAACCAGCGUUCUUCGUGGUCUCUCUGACAAAUAUCAAACCGUCGCCAUUUCUCCUCGAGCAUACUUUGUAUUCACGCCACUCUUGGCGUCAACCAGUUGCGGGACCCUCGAACCUAGGACGGCUCUCGAGAGUGUUCGCUCUCUCAAACCAUCAGAGUACUUUGAAGCCUCUGUACAGAGCAUUGAUUUUGAAAAGAAAGAAGUGCUUUGUUUGAGCCCUCUGCAAGGAUGGGAUCCUUCAAAAGCAUUCUCCGUCAAGUAUGACAAGCUCGUUAUUGCCGUUGGGGCACAUACACAGACAUUCAAUAUUCCUGGAGUGCGCGAGCAUGCGUACUUCCUCAAGGAAACGAAAGAUGCCAUCAAGAUACGAAAAAGGAUCCUAGGGUGUUUCGAAGAAGCUAGUCUUCCGUCGACUUCUGAAGAGCGCCGACGUCAACUCUUACACUUUUGUGUCGUCGGUGGCGGUCCUACUGGGGUCGAGUUCUCAGCUGAAUUGCACGACCUCAUCCAUGAUGACCUAAGUCGUCAUUAUCCCUCACUCAUCCCUCUGGUAUCCAUCUCUCUCUACGAUGUCGCUCCACGGAUUCUAUCCAUGUUCGACUCGGUCCUUGCCGACUAUGCAGCCAAUCAUUUCGCCCGACAAGGCAUCCACGUACAUACUCGACGAACGGUCACCCGAAUCGACGACGGGGUAGUGCAUCUCAAGGAAGAAGGCCCGGUGAAAUGCGGCAUGAUCGUUUGGAGUACCGGACUUGACAUGACACCCUUAAUCAAGGAGCUCAAGGGUGUGAAGAAGGACCACAAAGCAGGACGAAUCAUGACCGAUGGCUACCUCCGCCUUUUAGACUCGGCAUCCGAAGCAGAGCAUCCAAAGGUCAUUCCGGACGUCUAUGCUAUCGGCGACUGUGCAGUCAUUGAAGGCGACGAGCUACCUUCGACUGCUCAAGUCGCUUCUCAGCAAGGGGCUUGGCUUCGUAGACACCUGAAUAGACUUGCAAAAUACGAAGCAAAGGCUAUUGCUGCUCCCCCCAAAGCCCAGGAAACGUCGGCUGAGACGACCGCGGUAGAUAUAGACUCAAAAGUCGGCCGAGGGUUCAGGUAUCACAACAUCCUGACACUUGCAUACUUGGGCUCGUGGAAUGCAAUCGCCCAGCGGAGCAAAGGUCACGGUAUCCGUGGACGUAUCGCAUGGUUCUUGUGGAGAGGCGCGUAUAUGACCAAAACAAUCUCACUUCGCAACAAGAUUAGGGUACCGCUGUUAUGGCUAGUACGAAAUCCUCACAAGUGA
This is a messenger RNA of Serendipita indica DSM 11827, 1425 nucleotides long. Lineage: Eukaryota; Fungi; Basidiomycota; Agaricomycetes; Sebacinales; Serendipitaceae. The record is from the annotation of a GenBank genome assembly.